UGUGGACCUGAUGAAGGUGACAGUGGUGCCUGUGGUAAUUGGAGAACUCGGGGCUGUAACCUCCAAACUGGAGGAGUGGCUACAGCAGAUCCCUGGAAAGACCUUGGAGAUCUCAGUCCAGAAAAGUGCAGUGCUAGGAACAGAUAAGAUACUGCAGGACCCUCAAGCUCCAAGGCCUCUGGUAGUGGAUCCGAGCUUGGAGGAGAAACCACCCGCGGAGGAUGAGAGGGGUGUUUUAUUUGUAGAUAUAUGUAUAAAAGGUUACUUUAAUCAACUAAAUAAAGUAAAAUAUUCAUAGAAAAUGUUCAUGUUGCACUCUUAAAAUGUUUACGAACCGAAUAUCUAUCCAACCACCAGGGGAAGGAAGUUGAUGCAGGUUUGAAUGAAAUAUGCUUCUCACCUUCUUCACAGUGACUCCAUUUCUGUCAGACGUGUGGUGUUGAGAAAGGUGUGAAAACAUUUUAAAUUAAUACAAAAUAUAUAUAUAUAUAUAUAUAUUUAAAGCAUCCAACAUUGAUGUGGAAUAAUGACUAACUGUUAGAAAUGGUUGGUCUGGAUGAAUCACAUUAGUUUGUAAAAAGUUGAGCAUCAGAAAUGGAAAAUAAGCUAAGGCACUGAUUGAGAGUGGCUUGGCUAGAAAUAAGGCCAGGUGGGUGUUGGGUCAGGUUCUACGUGAGACUCGUGAGCAACCAAUUGCAGCUCUCUGAACCACAAAAGUUCAUGUUUUAAGCCAUCAUGGUUCUUUGCACAUCUGAGUCUUUUGAACCAACGUUUCCAACAUACAAUAUUAUCAUAUUAGUUUCACCAAAAAGCUAAAAAGCUUUCAGCUUAAGCACAAAACACCACAUGAAAACUUAUCAGCACCAUCAAGGAAGUGAAGGAUGCGGCGAGGUAUUUCACAUGCGUGCAGUCAACAGAAGUGACAGAGCUUCCCGGAAGUAGAUACAAACUCAGUUGCUAGAGAGCUUUUGCUCAAAGGUGCAUGGGAUGUCACCAACGCCAGGUCUGUCUAGGUGUCAGCGCUCUUCUCCACCAUGAUCAACACUUAUCAGACCAGCAUGGCUCCGCCGCCGGUGCCCCCGCGCCUCGGCAGGCCUCAGCCAUUCCUCAUCCCGGCGCCGCUUCCAUCAUCGGGCAGCAACAAACAUCUAAUUCGCUUUUUAGUUUGUGUGGUGACGCUGCUGCUCUUCAUCGCUGUAGGAGGAUUUCUAUUUAUUUACUACAACAACAACAACAAAAAUAACCACAAAGAAGCUGAAAGAGGUCCCUCGGCUCAAGCAAUAGCUGGUCUGCCUCCCUCAGAAGAACUAGAAACAUCCAGCAGAGCUUUGGCACGUAUGAUUGCUAUGGGAAACUAUACAAGAAUCAAAGAACCGGGUUAUCUCCAGUGGAAAAAGACUCACUCCACUGUCAAGAAGAUCAACUUCUACAAAGAGCACUGGGUGACCAUUCUGGAGCCGGGCGACUACCACGUUUUCUCCAGGGUGACGUUCUCGUUUUCCAAGGGCUUAAUGAAACCGCUGGUCGGCAGAAUCAAGCUGAGGCAGAGUGAGAGCAAGGAAGAGGAGGAUAAGGUGAAGGCUUACUGCAGCUUGAACUACAGUGCGUCCAACCCUCAGAUGUGCACGAUCACAAUGGAAGACCUGCUCUCUUUAAAGAGAGGAAAUCAACUGAGCGUAUGGGUGCAGGACCUCUCACUGGUAGACUACGAUGAAGGUGCAACAACGUUUGGGAUGUUUCAAUUGUAGGAGCACAAAUGUGGACCUAAGCUGAGGUGCUGGACCCUACAGAGAUGGAGGACUUGGAUUUACAAGGAACACCUACAAAAAAAUUUAUAAUUUAUUAAAUAAUGCUUUUUUUUUGUUUUGUAAAUGUUCUUUUCUGUAUUUAUUGAUACAAAGUGAAUGCGUUUUUUCUGCUGUGAUUUUAGAAUAUUUAUUUUGUUUUUUUUUUUAUCUCAAUUUGCAUCGUAAUCAAGGGAUAGACACAAAAUGUUUAACAUUUAGGACUUGCAACCCCUUUUUUGUAAGUUAGGUUGCACAGAAAUGCUGCCCUCAAAGUUCGCCCUACUUGUAUGCGGCUUUUAUUUAUAAAGAAAUAUAUAUUUGAAAUGAAGUAAAUAAAAAAAAACAAA
Messenger RNA from Oryzias melastigma (Indian medaka), 2134 nucleotides. RefSeq names its product CD40 ligand (gene cd40lg). The coding region runs from base 1035 to 1748 and encodes 237 amino acids. Gene Ontology annotation, cellular component: membrane. Gene Ontology annotation, molecular function: tumor necrosis factor receptor binding. The transcript has 4 exons. NCBI's taxonomy places the organism in Eukaryota, Metazoa, Chordata, Actinopteri, Beloniformes, Adrianichthyidae. Gene Ontology annotation, biological process: immune response. The record is from RefSeq and is a predicted model, not a curated record.